Messenger RNA from Penicillium cataractarum, 1698 nucleotides. RefSeq lists its product as uncharacterized. The transcript has a single exon. Bases 1 to 1698 code for a protein of 565 amino acids. Lineage: Eukaryota; Fungi; Ascomycota; Eurotiomycetes; Eurotiales; Aspergillaceae. Gene Ontology annotation, molecular function: flavin adenine dinucleotide binding; oxidoreductase activity. The record is from RefSeq and is a predicted model, not a curated record.
AUGCCGCCAAGAAUCAUCAUCGUGGGCGGGGUAGCUGGUGGAAUGUCAGCUGCAGCCCGAGCCCGCCGCUUGGAUGAGAAUGCUUCGAUUACUGUUCUUGAGCGAGGAUCUUUCGUGAGCUACGCAAAUUGUGGUGUCCCAUACGCCUUGGGGGGUGUUAUCGAAUCCGACAAAAGCUUGGUACUUCAAACAGAAGCUAGCUUGGAAGCGCGAUUCAACAUCGACAUACGGUUGCGGUCAGAACUCAUGGAAAUCAGCCCACAAAAGCAUGAAGUCAACAUACACGAUAUACAAAGCGAUACCUUCUACAAAAUGUGCUACGAUAGACUGAUUCUUGCCCAGGGAGCCCAAUCGGUUCGCCCUGCAAUCCCUGGCAUGAGUUUGGCACAGAUCUUCACGAUGCAAACGAUACCAGACUUGCAAAGGAUCCGAGAAUUCAUCGUGAAAAAUAGCUGCAAACGUGCAGCUAUUAUUGGAGGAGGAUUUAUAGGACUAGAAGCGGCGGAAAACCUACGCAAACUUGGACUUAACGUUUGCAUGAUUGAAAGUUCCAGCCACGUCUUUCCGCCCUUUGAUGACGACUUAGCAAGAAUUAUACACGAGGAAUUGGAAAAUCAUCAAGUUCAUCUGAUUACCAACAACACAGUAACAGAGAUACAAGAUGACCGAUCCUCUGUCAACCUUCAUCUUUCUGGGGGCCAACUCAUAUCUGCAGACGUCGUCAUUGUGGCAAUCGGUGUACGUGCGCGAUCAACUAUAGCCGAAACUGCCGGUCUUCAUGUUGGAAGAAGUGGAGUUUCUGUUAACAUCUUUAUGCAAACAUCUGAUCCAGAUAUAUAUGCUGUCGGAGACAUGGUUGAGGUCGAGAAUCGAAUUUCUCAUCAAGCUACGUCGUUGGCACUUGGGGGUCCGGCUAACAGACAAGGCCGUAUUGCUGCUGAUCACAUCUUUGGAGAGUCGACACCGUAUAGAGGGAAUGUUGGCACAUUUGUGUGCCAAAUAUUCAACCUCUCAGUUGCAAUUACAGGAUUUUCAGUCCAGCGCUUAAAGAGACUUGGUUUCCGUCCACUUUGGGUGACCGUCCACCCACUUGAUCAUGCCGGCUACUACCCUUCCGCGAGCCCAAUAACACUCCGGGUUGCUUUCGAACCUGGGACAGGCCGUCUUCUUGGAGCUCAAGCAGUUGGAAGUAAAGGUGUUGAUAAGCGCAUUGACGUCCUUUCGAUCGCACUGCAGGCCAAUAUGUCCAUCUUUGAUUUGGAACAUGUCGAAUUGGGUUAUGCGCCACCAUAUGGUUCGGCUAAAGAUCCUAUCAACAUGGCAGGAUUUGUCGGGAGCAACCUUCUCCACGGAAUAGUCGAAAUUGUGCACACCGAGAAGGUCCAAGCUCUAGAUGCUAGUUGGCAAAUUGUUGACGUCCGUUCUCCUGAUGAAUUCUCUCGAGGACAUAUUCCAUCUGCUCGCAAUAUUCCUUUGGAACAAGUGCGGCAGAAUGUCCAACAUUUACGGAAGGAAUCUCCAGUUCUGGUCUAUUGUUGGGUGGGAUAUCGUGGUUAUAUUGCCUACAGAAUACUACAACAAGCCGGCUUCAAAGUCGCAAAUCUGGACGGAGGCUUUAAGUCUGUUGUGCAAGGCGGCUUUGGAGAUUUGAUAAACACAGUCAGUCGAAAAGAAAAAAUUGUCCAGCAUCGAAAUUGA